AUGGCGGCGCCCGCGCUCAAGCUGCCAAAGAAGACAAACGUCGAGUAUCGCAUUCGGCUGAAGCGACGUGAACAAGACUGGGAUGCCGUCCAAGAGCUUUUGCAGGAAAAAGCCGCGCGCAAGCAGCAUGGCGUGCGAACACAACUGGAGCGCGCCGUAACCGCUGAGCGAAAGAAAUCACUGCAGCUCUUUCAUACCAAUGCCAAGCGGGCAAGCAAGGCCGGAGAUGAAGACAAAGCCAAGACGCUUGAAACGCGGCGCUCCGCUCUGCUUGAGUACAGCGCGGAGCAGUUGUGUGCCCUCGUUCUUGGUGAAGCUGAAAAGCCCACGGCAGCCCCCAUCCAGGCCGCACUUCAACGCUUCACGGGCAACAAAACCAUCAAGGACCUGUUGCAACAGUAUCGUGUGGCGGGCAUGGCAGCCACCCCAGCCGUGCUGGAAGUUGCCGUGCAAAAAAUGAAGACCGAGGCAGAGGAGCAGGCUGCGGCCAAGGCCAUGGCUCGGAAAAACAAGGGCCGAAACAACAAAGCAACAGAUGAAGCGAGCAGCAACGCCCCGUCUGAUCUCAGCGCGGCUGCUGAUCAGGUUGAUUAUCAGGAAGAACCAAUGACCGACAGCGACGGGGAAGGCCAGAUGGGACAUUUCGACUCAAAGUCGUGGAGUCAAAUGGUGGACAGCGUGGGCCAUGCCAGCGACGACGAUGAUAGCGACGAUGACGAGGCUGAGCUGGCGCAGAUGCGCGCCGAUCUCGCCGCUGCUGAGAAGCAACAGAAAAAGAAGAAAAAUCGACUGGGGCAGCGAGCACGGCAGAUGCUCGCUGAGCGCAAGUAUGGCAAUGAUGCGCGUCAUAAAAAGGACCCGAGCAAGGAUGCCAAUCUGCGCCAACAGAAGCAAAGAGAAAAGGCGCAGCAAGACCGGCGACGCGCACGACAGGAAGAUCGAGGAUCGAGCCGGUCCCGAAAUGGAGGUGAAACUACGGCUGGGCGCCAACCGCGCUCGCGCGGGUCCGGUGGAAGCACGUCGUCGGCCGCUGCACCAGCAGAGCCCGUUCAUCCGUCAUGGCAAGCCAAGCAAAUGCAGAAGCGCCAGGCCGUGGAGAUUGGGGCUUUUUCAGGGAAAAAGAUCAAGUUUGAUGACUGA
Messenger RNA from Monosiga brevicollis MX1, 1140 nucleotides. RefSeq lists its product as uncharacterized. The transcript is spliced from 6 exons. Gene Ontology annotation, cellular component: 90S preribosome; nucleus. NCBI's taxonomy places the organism in Eukaryota, Choanoflagellata, Craspedida, Salpingoecidae. The record is from RefSeq and is a predicted model, not a curated record. Bases 1 to 1140 code for a protein of 379 amino acids. Gene Ontology annotation, biological process: maturation of SSU-rRNA.